This is a messenger RNA of Arabidopsis arenosa, 2212 nucleotides long. The record is from the annotation of a GenBank genome assembly. NCBI's taxonomy places the organism in Eukaryota, Viridiplantae, Streptophyta, Magnoliopsida, Brassicales, Brassicaceae.
GUAUUCAUCAUCAUGAUUCACAUUUUUCUUAGAAGCUUCGGCAUUUCCCCGAUUCCCUCUUAUAUGUUGGCUGGUCUGAUUCUAGGGCCUCAAUUGUUCAAUCUUAGGGAGGUAUCAUCGCGGAAAUUAUCGUGGGAUCCUGCACUGGAUGGAAACGGGCCACUAAGAGGCCUCUCGGUGUGUGGAAACAUUAUGCUUGCAUUUUUGAUGACAGUCAAAAUCAGCCGUCGAUUAGCAUUCAACAACGGAUGGCUACCUAUCGUGAUCGGGGUUCUGAGUUUCAUCGUUCCUUUUUUGGGUGGCUUCUGUGUGCGAAACCUCCACACAGACAAUUUAGACCCUCAAUACUUGUCGCCGAGUAAAGUCCUUGCCGAGCGAACUGUGGUCAUCUCAAGCCAAUCCUCGAUUCUCUUACCUACGGUUGUUCAUUUCCUGUCAGAACUCAAGAUCCUGAAUUCCGAGCUUGGUCGCCUUGUGUUGUCUGCAUCCCUUAUCAAUGACAUCUUCGCUUCUAUUGUCAGCAUAGUCGCCUAUCUCGCGGGAACGUACAAGAACAUCUCCCCAAUGACAGCCUACCGUGAUCUUAUAGCGGUUAUCAUUUUGAUUCUCGUUGUCGUUUUCGUUUUAAGGCCGGUUGUAGAAUGGAUAGUAGAACGCACACCAGAAGGAAAACCUGUUGCAGAUGUGUAUGUACACGCUGCGGUUUUGAGCGUAAUUGCUUCCGCCGCAUACACCUCAUUUUUCAAUAUGAAAUACCUUUUGGGACCAUUCUUACUCGGCCUCAUCAUACCCGAAGGUCCACCUAUAGGAUCCGCCUUGGAAGCCAAGUAUGAGGCUCUCACAAUGAACGUUCUUAUACCGAUUUCAAUCACAUUCAGCACGAUGAGAUGCGACGUGAUGAAGAUCGUCUACCAAUAUGAUGACAUUGGGUACAACAUCUUCUUAAUGUUAUUUACGGGCGUUUUGAAAAUGCUGACCGGGCUGGUACCUUGCUUGUACUGCAAGAUACCACUCAAGGAGGCGAUAGCCGCUUCCCUCCUCUUAUGCUCUAAGAGUUUCUCCGAGAUAUUUCUCUACGAGUCAACAUUCGACGAUUCGUAUAUAUCACUGGCAACAUACACAUUCUUGAUCACUUGUGCGUUAAUAAACUCUGGAAUUAUCCCGACGGCUUUGGCCGGACUGUACGAUCCGAAGCGGAAGUACGUUGGUUACCAAAAAAAGAACAUCAUGAAUCUAAAACCAAACUCUGAUCUCCGGAUCUUGACUUGUGUACAUAGACCUGAGAACAUCUCUGCGGCUAUUUCAUUUCUCCAAUUAUUACCCUCCACCAUCGUGGUCACAGUCCUCCAUCUCGUGAAGCUUGUUGGCAAAAUCGUCCCCGUGGUAAUCUCACACCAGAGUAAAUCAAAACGUGUGGUGACUAACUCCUACAUCCAUACAGCACACCUUGCAUUCAGCCAGUUGGAGUCAGUGACCAUGACCAUGUUCACUGCUCUCACGCACGAGAACCUAAUGCACGAUGAAAUCUGCAAGCUCGCGUUGGAACAAGUCACAUCGAUUAUUAUCGUCCCCUCGGGGAGGAAAUGGACCAUAGAUGGGACGUUUGAGUCAGAGGACGAGGCUAUUAGACGUCUCAAUGAGUCACUACUCCAGAGUGCAUCUUGUUCUAUAGGGAUUCUCGUAGACCGUGGACAGUUCUCGCUGAGAGGAACAAGAAGAUACGAGAUCAAUGUUGGUGUGAUCUUCAUUGGAGGCAAAGACGAUCGCGAAGCACUCUCGUUGGUGAAGAAGAUGAAGCAUAACCCUAGAGUAAAAAUCACUGUGAUUCGACUCAAAUCUAGCCGAGAAACAGAAUCGACUAAUUGGGAUUAUAUUCUUGAUCACGAGGUAUUAGAGGAUCUUAAAGAUACAGAGGCAACAAAUUGUAUUGCAUAUACAGAGAGGAUUGUGACUGGAGGUCCUGAAGUAGCCACUACCGUUCGAUCACUCUCUGAGGAUUAUGAUCUUAUGGUGGUUGGGAGAGAUCAUGGAAUGGCAUCACCAGACUUUGAUGGACUCAAGGAGUGGAUAGAACUACCCGAGUUAGGUGUCAUCGGAGAUUUGCUAGCGGCUAGAGAUCUCGACUCUAGGGUUAAUGUUUUGGUAGUCCAACAACAACAACAAACGUGAAAAAUGUUCCGUUUGUUAUGUAUAAUAUAUUUAUUAGAAGAUU